CCCCCGGGCACCGCCGGAGACUCACAGAAAGAUGAACUGGGGCUUUUUGGAGAACGUCCUCAGCGGGGUGAACAAGUACUCUACAGUGAUCGGGCGCAUCUGGCUUUCCGUGGUCUUUCUCUUCAGGAUCUUGGUGUACGUGGCAGCGGCCGAGCAGGUGUGGAAGGAUGAGCAGAAGGAUUUUGUGUGCAACACCCAGCAGCCUGGCUGUGAAAAUGCUUGUUUCGACCACUUCUUCCCCAUCUCGCAGGUGCGCCUCUGGGCUCUGCAGCUCAUCAUGGUAUCCACCCCGUCACUGCUGGUGGCCCUGCACGUGGCCUACAGGGAGCACCGGGAGGCCAAACACAAGCGGAAACUGUACAAGGACAAAGGGAGCAUUGAUGGAGGUCUGUUCUGCACCUACAUCAUCAGUCUGGUCUUCAAGAUAAGCUUCGAGGUAGGCUCCCUGCUUGCUUUCUACUUCCUGUACAACGGCUUUGAGGUGCCCAUGCUGCUCCGCUGUAGCCAGAGUCCCUGUCCCAACACGGAGGACUGUUACAUUGCUAGAGCCACGGAGAAGAAGAUCUUCCUCUACAUCAUGGCCUGCACAUCCAUACUGUGCAUCACUCUGAAUUUUGUAGAGCUUAUGUACAUUGUAUGGAAGCACUUGUGGAAAUGUUUUACCAGGCGGUACGUCCCUAUAGAGGAGAAGGCUGUCAGCCACCGCCAGUCACAUGUUUCCAUCGUCAGUAAGCGUGUCUCCGUUGAGCCCACAGUAAACACAGGGGACAGCACCACACAGCCUGCAUCCACUGCUGAAAACCAGCCCGUCUAGUCUGUGAGGGCUGGGACUGAGCUCAUGUUGCCACCUCAAAGUGAAACCACAGUGAAACCCUUGUUUGUUUGCCUGACAAACUAACAUGGACUCUGCUCACAAGUCAGCAAAAUAGCUAAAAGAUAUGAAUAAACAGCAUAAACACUAAUGAAAGCUGUAUCAUUACACUUGGUCUAAGUCCAGACUGGAUGAAAUCUCCAGUGAAAGAUUCAGUUUUACUGGAGACAUGAAUUCCACAUAGCUCUCUUUAAACUAUACCUGUAACUGUAAUCCAUUGUGAGAGUACUAUGCAGCCUGUGUCUUCUCUGGCUCUGGAGGAGCUUUGCCAAGUGUGAGAUAAUAAUAAUAAUCUCCGGUUGGGAGCGUCUAAUCAAAGUUGCAUUAUGGGAAAUGUAGGAUCCAGUGUUCUUGGAAUUUGGACCAUACUAAGGACUAAAAUCAUGCACAAUACACCUGUGCUUUCCUGCUAUGACAAGAUAAAAAGCCUGCUGUGAAAAAGGUCUAUUGAACAUUUCUAAAUGAUCUUUUUGGUAUCUAUAAAUAGCUAUACUAAUUACUAGUCAUAAUCAGCUGCAGAACUGAGGAGUUAAUAUAGGUCGAGAUAUCUUGACAAAAGUCUUUGUGAGCAACGGUAGCUACAAAAGUAGUUUGGGAUAUCUUGAGAGUACAAAUAAAAUAUAUCUCCAAUUAUCUUCCGACUAGUAUGGAGGCCCAAAAUGUCCAAUGUAAAACAAAUAAAAAGGACAUUACGAAAAAUCCUCUUGCUACCUUUUUUGGCUGCAAGUUCUCUUUUAUUUCCCAUCCAGCAGAAUGUCUUCGUCUGUCAACCAAGACAAACAGGGUGGAUAUGAUUGGCUGGUGCUUUGGCAUGAAUGACUGGACAGCCAAUCAAAUAACUAGAUCUGUGCCGUUUGUCUUGAUGACAAAGACAAAGGACAUUUCGAAAAAAAUUUGGUGAAAUUAAAUAUUAUAUAUUGUGCCUGUAUUACUUCAUGUGAUUAAAAAAAAAGUAAUUUAAUAUUGAACACUACAGUCAAAAGGUUGUUGGAGAUACCUAUUGGGUCAGUAGUUUUUCAGUAAUUCUGUUGAAAACCAGACAAACAAAACAAAUCUCUGCACAAGCUUUUUCCGCAAGUAUAAAUUAAGCAUCAACAAUAGACAGCACGUAAAGCUGGACGACGCAUUUCUAUUUCCACUGUACAAAAAUGAAGCCAAAAUAUCCCUGAUACAGGCACUGUUGACAUCAUUUAGGGCCAGUCUGUGCACCGUAGUAAUCAGGGGGUGGAGCUGUGGUAUUGAGGUCCUUCCCAUACACCCAACCCACUCAAGCGCAAGCACAUGAGCUAUCAAUCUGACAUCACGCAUCCUUUUUAAAAGGUGC
Messenger RNA from Perca fluviatilis (European perch), 2195 nucleotides. It is a transcript of the gene gjb7, whose product is annotated as gap junction protein beta 7. Gene Ontology annotation, cellular component: connexin complex. The transcript has 2 exons. Lineage: Eukaryota; Metazoa; Chordata; Actinopteri; Perciformes; Percidae. The record is from RefSeq and is a predicted model, not a curated record. Gene Ontology annotation, biological process: cell communication. The coding region runs from base 32 to 814 and encodes 260 amino acids.